AUUAUAAUAGAUGAGUGUGGGAUGUGUAUGGAGCCGGAAAGCAUGAUUCCUGUAGUUCUGUUCCGUGGUGUGGAGCAGAUUGUUCUUUUUGGUGACCACAAACAGCUCCGGCCAAUUGUAAUGAACCAAACUGCUAAGGAUCUUGGUCUGGACAAAUCCCUGUUUGAGCGGUACUCAAAGAAGGCUAUAAUGUUAACCACACAGUAUCGUAUGCAUGAAGGUAUAGCCGAGUUUCCUUCAUACUAUUUCUAUGAUGGCAAGUUGCAGUGUGGAACUGAAGCCCAGCGUAACCCUGCUCCUCUUAAGUUCUGGCCAAAUGGAAACAACAAACCUGUCGCAUUCUGCCACAUUGUCGGUAAAGAAGAAACCCUCACUGUCACCACAUCUGACGGACAUGUCCACUCUAAGAGUAACCAGAUGGAAGUGCAUUAUGCU
Molecule: messenger RNA, 435 nt
Organism: Gigantopelta aegis
Lineage: Eukaryota; Metazoa; Mollusca; Gastropoda; Neomphalida; Peltospiridae
Product: helicase with zinc finger domain 2-like
Exons: 2
Molecular function (GO): 5'-3' DNA helicase activity
Source: RefSeq, a predicted model, not a curated record